Amoebophrya sp. A120 is the source of this 1020-nucleotide messenger RNA. The record is from the annotation of a GenBank genome assembly. NCBI's taxonomy places the organism in Eukaryota, Dinophyceae, Syndiniales, Amoebophryaceae.
GGUAAUUUGUCUAGGUAUCCUACGAAUAUUCUCACAGAAUUUGAAUGUAAUCUUCGCACCGUAGAAGCAUCAGACCACAACGAGGCCGGCGCGAUAUGAAUUUAGAUUUACGGCUUGAAGAACAACAUUUGACAUCAAGCGACCGCACGUAUCUAGUUUCACUUUUAUCACAGUCAACCACUAUUGGUCCUUGCGUAGUAGAUAAGAGGCUUGAUGUAGAAAGAAGUUCCGAGAACCACUAGUUUUUCUGCUCUGCUUUAGUUUUCUUGUAGUAACUACUCCCACGACCCAAAAAACCAAAACCAACACCGCCUAAAAAAAUGUCCUCUUCCUCCUCCAAAGCCCUGCUUCUCCCCCCGGCGAAGCCAAAAACAGGUAAUUCCAGCAGUCCGAAGAAGAAGGACCAGCAGCCGAAGAUCGUUUUGAAACCCAACAACAAAUCCUCCAGUUCUUCAGACGACAAGAUGCAAGUGGAAGGAGAUGAAAACAACGACAACGGCGAUAAUGCACCUUCUUCUGACGACAAGCAAGGCAAUAACUCAUCCUCGGUUGUGAACAAAAACACGAAAUUUGAGUUCGAUUUGAAUGAGGAGGAGAAAAAGUGUAAGAAGAUCACGAUCGAAUACCCGCGAUUUGUCCAGUUGGACUGGUUGGAGUUGAGGAAACAGCAUCUGGACUCCUUGAACAUCGGAUUGAAUGACGAGGAUUUUGACGGGUUUGAAGAGGAAAAAACGUGGUGUGAGGACGAAAGUCUUAUGGAUAACACGACGUUGCUGAAACACGUAAAGGGCUACAUGAUGGACAGAAUGGAAGAAAAGAAAAAGUUGGUGGCCGAGAAGGAAGCGGAGGGGGCACAAGCUCCUGCGGUAGGACCGGCGCCGGCGCCGAAGAAGUAGAUGAGAAAAACGAUUAUGACGCUUUGCUCUCAAUGAAAUGAAGUUUUCGUUUUCCAAAGAUUUUUUGAACGCGACCAUAAACCACAAUCGGCAUGUGUUUUUAUUCUGGGGCGCCCACCUUCUG